This is a messenger RNA of Dentiscutata heterogama, 746 nucleotides long. The record is from the annotation of a GenBank genome assembly. Lineage: Eukaryota; Fungi; Glomeromycota; Glomeromycetes; Diversisporales; Gigasporaceae.
GAAGCACUUAAGUUACAGGAGGAUAAUCGUCAAAAACGAGAAUAUACAUUGAAUGCUGUCAGAGAAAGGGAAAAUGAGGUCAAUAUGUUAACGCAGGAACGUCAUGAACUAUUGACAAAAGCUGAAAAUCUAGUUGAGAAAAUAGAACACAUAAAAAAUGAAAAGCGAUCAAUUAUACAUAAUAUUCGACGUAGUGAUGAUGAAAUUCAGCGGCAAAAUGAACUAAUACAAGAGUUAAGAGAUCAAAAGAGUGACAAUCUCAAGGCCUUUGGUCCUUCAAUACCUGAUGUGCUUAAUGCCAUCAAUAAUGAGACUCGCUGGCGUAAGAAACCUGUUGGUCCUUUCGGAAGAUAUAUUAAGCUAACAAAACCUGAAUGGAGAAAUACUUUGGAAUCAGUGAUUGGACAUUCUUUGACAGCUUUUUCUGUUAGUAAUCAUCACGAUCAACAACUACUAUCAGGGAUUUUAAAAAGAUUUCACUGCAACUCCCCAAUUAUUGUUGGCGAGGAUGACCAUUUUGAUUACUCCUCUGGAGAACCCGACAGCCGUUUUUUGACCAUUUUACGCGCGUUACACUUCGAUGAUGAAAAUGUUAAACGGCGACUUAUAAUUCAACAUCAUAUUGAAUCAGUUAUUCUUGUUGAAAAGCGUGCUAAUGCUGAUAGUAUUAUGAACAAUAAUGGAAGAGGGUUCCCUCAUAAUGUCAGCGCAUGCUACACCGUUGACGGGUUCAAGGUUGGGCAUAG